Molecule: messenger RNA, 5225 nt
Organism: Ictalurus furcatus (blue catfish)
Lineage: Eukaryota; Metazoa; Chordata; Actinopteri; Siluriformes; Ictaluridae
Gene: gfra4b
Product: GDNF family receptor alpha 4b
Exons: 8
Coding region: 287-1582 (431 amino acids)
Biological process (GO): nervous system development
Cellular component (GO): external side of plasma membrane; signaling receptor complex
Molecular function (GO): signaling receptor activity
Source: RefSeq, a predicted model, not a curated record
CGUUGCAGCUGUGAUGUGCUGACAGUAUGAGAUUCGCCUCGUUUGUGGCUCUGUGUAUCAUUAAGAGUUCUUUUUAAACCCCAGCAUGGGGAACUUUCAGUAAACCUGUGCAACUCUGCGAUCUUAUUCCGUCAGAGAGUCGCGUGCGUCUGAUUCGAAGCGCUCGGACUCCGGAGCGGCUCCAGUCUGUUUCUAAUCUGAAGCCAGUCGGACUUCAGCCGGUGUCGUGAUUAUAUAUGAGCGGGACAUAUAUGAGGAUUAGAGAUCCUCAGUGAAGCCACAGAGAAUGGACCUGACGGGCUUGUGCUUCAUGCAGCUGCUGUUCUCAGCCCUGCAGGUGGUAUUAUGUGUAGGAAGGGACUGCCUCCUGGCUGGGGACUCAUGCUCCAGUGAUGAGACAUGCAGCCCGCGCCUCAGGACCCUGCGUCAGUGUGUGGCCGGAGACGGCAGCAUGAAGCUGGGCCCUGGUGCACGCAGCCAGUGUGCCAAUGCUGUGUCUGCUCUGUUGUCCAGCCCGCUGCAUGGCUGCCAGUGCCGACGUGGCAUGAAGAGAGAGAAGAACUGCCUGAGUAUAUACUGGAGUCUCUACCAGUCUGGCAUACAUGGACUCAAUCUGGUGGAGAGCUAUCCAUAUGAGGCAGUGGAGAAAGGAUAUGACUACGUCCGUCUAGCGUCCAUCACUGCAGACUCUGAUCUGGGCCUUUCAACUGCAAACCGGUGCUUGGAUGCGGCCAAAGCCUGCAAUGUGGACGACCUGUGCCAGAGGCUGCGCACUGAAUAUGUGUCAGCGUGUAUCAAGACUUCAGGCAAAUCAGGCCUGUGCAACCGUUCCCGCUGCAACAAGGCUCUGCGCCGAUUUUUUGACCGUGUGCCCCCUGAAUACACGCAUGAGCUGCUCUUCUGUCCCUGCAGCGAUAUGGCAUGCUCUGAGAGAAGACGCCAGACCAUUGUGCCUGGCUGUUCAUACGAAAUGCCAGAAAAACCCAGCUGCCUGACGCAGAUGAGGAGCUGCAGAGCCGACUACAUCUGCAGGUCUCGUUUGGCCCAGUUUCAGUAUGACUGUCUGCCAGAGGAGCAGUCCUCCAGCGGCUGCAAGCACGGCAACUACGCUGCCUGUCUUGUAGCCUACACUGGCCUAAUAGGCAGUCCCAUCACUCCAAAUUACGCUGAAAACACCACAUCCAACGUGUCGCCGUGGUGCACAUGCUCAGCGAGCGGCAGUCAGAGACAGCAGUGCACACAGUUUCUGGAUUAUUUCACCAACAACAUCUGUCUCAACAAUGCUCUUCUGAUGUUCGGGAAUGGGAUGGACCAGAGUCCCACUGCCAGCCAAACAGAUCGCCGAAUCUCUGUGACAGACAGAGACACACGAAACAGUUCUUCUGGCUUUGUCUCCAUGGAUACAGAAGAGAACAUUGCAAGCCCAACCAUUUCCACACAGGACACCGAAAGGGGGAGACUUUGGGGUGACUCCACCAUUCCCUUCAACACACACCGUAACUCUAGCCAGGUCUCCACUCGUGAGUGUCUGCCAAUACUCAUCUGUCUGCUGCUCAUCCUUCUGCUGAGCUAUGAUCAGUAAAAUACUUGUGUGGGACAAACACAGAGCCUGGGCCUUAGGACCAACUGCAAUGUUAUUUUUUUUAAUCAAGACUGUGGAAAAAAGCUUCCUCCAACAUCCCCCUCAUGUUUCAUUGUGCUAUCUGUGUAGUUCUGUGGAAUGGUUGGAUUUGGAGAGACAACUAAUUAAUGGACCUGAUGCCUGAUGUAUGGUUAAUCUAAUUGGAAAUCAUCCUUGUACAUAUGUACAUAUCAUUAUGCAGAGUCGAUAUCAGAGUUUAUUGUUUGUGAAUAAUUUCAGCUCCAAGGCCUACAUUUUCUAGGGACAUUUAUGAGUGUGGUGCCUGCAGUGUUUGAUAACCAAAUUAAUGUGCAAUGCUCUAAACUAGGCUGAAAUGUGUGGAGAAAAGAAUGAAAGCCAAAUGUUUCUUUUCUAUAGCUCCUCAUGCAUCACUUCAAGUGUUCAAAGGCGCCUGUGGAGGAAACAGCGAUUUAAUAUCAUUUUGUUCAAGUUGACUGAAGACAAAGACUAGGGCUGCCUCUGAUCAAUAUUCGGACUGCAAAGCCUUUGGGUGAAGGUAAACAAAAGGCCUGUUGACGUUUGAACCGAUAUUUUGGAUAUACCCGUUUCUAGAUCAUUCCAAGGUAUUUUGUGUGUGUUUUCAGGAACGUAAGCGCUUUCUCUUUGCCUGACUGAAGAACAAAUAUAAACCAAACAUUUGUGAUUUUUGUUGCUUUAGUCUUGUGCAAGCACAAUGGACUGUUUGAGACUAAAACAGUGGCCAAUUCUACAAUGUUAUUUACCUUUGAGUUUACUCAAAUCCUGUAUAGUUUAAUGUUUUGUUUUUUCUCAGACACAAAUGACAAAAAUCUGAUGUGUCAAAUUAUGUAAAGCACAAGAAAAGACUAAACUGUCACAGAAACAUAAGCAGUGCUGAAUCAAUUAAGCAUAUUUGCAGUGUAUUGAAUUAACACUGGUACAUUCAUCAUCUAUAAGCAGAAUUUUUAUAGUGUUCUUAUAGCUACAAUGCAUUUGAGGAAACUUGGCUUUGAUUUGCAGUUUGUGUGGAUUUCUCUCCCAGCAUAAUAUCUUUGGGCCAUAUUCAGAGUUGAGUUAUGUGCACAUAGUGAGAAGUUAAUACAAAAAAGCAUACAUCAGUAUUCACAUUUCAGAGUUACACAUAUGGCCUAAAACAGAGACAUGUUUUAGGAUUUUGUGCAAUUCUGGAUUUGCAUUUUUGCUGAUUUAUUUAUGAGAUAUUGGCUUGAGAUAGAAGCAGUAUUGAGUCCACUGCCAAUAUGUCAUAUUGAAAUUUAUGGAAAGUUUGGGCUGUAUAAUACAUAAAUAUUAAACUAUUAAUUCAUUCAUUGUAUUGUCUAUGUAAAGUCCAUGGAUUAAAAAAAAAGAUACAUAUAUUUUAUUUUUUGCAUAGAGGACAUGGGAGGAGACAUCAUCUUCAGAUUAUCCUUCAAAACGUGGGCAAGAGAGUGCACUGAAUUAACCAAAACAUUGGGAUUUUUUAAGUGAAAUUGACAACUCAAUAUUACGGAUUAAAAGUUUGAUAAAAUAGUCUACACCCAGCAGACACAUUAUAAUUUCAUUGCCUUGAUUUAGUAUCUCAUGGCUACAUUAAGUUGCACACAGUUUUUCGUGACUUGUACAGUCUCUGAACAGUAGACAUGGUUCUUUUGUUUGUUUGUUUGUUUGUUUGUUUUAAACCCCUAUGUAAGCAUGACGCUUUCUGCUGCUGUACUUCCAGUUCAUUGUGCAAAAUACAAAAGGCUGUUCUGGAUCAAGUGCUAUUUUAUGAGCUAUUGAAAAUUGGUGUCCAGAAUAGAUGUUUAUUUCAAUGUUUGCCAUCUUCACAUUCAUAUAAUAUAUUAAUCUUUUUGAUUGUUUAUCACCAAGUAGAAGUCCCUAUCCCUAGGAAUUAUCCCUAGAAUUAUCCCUAUCACCAAGUAGAAGUCUUUUUUUUUUAUCCAAUCAACACUAAAAGAACCACUUUUUCUUAGAGCAUGCUUCUUGUACACCUCUAAUUUACUUCUUCUUCUUUUUUUUUUUUUUCAAAAAUCUGGCAACAUCAGAUAUGUGAAAGUUAAUAUUAAUAAUCCGAAUGGGCCACCUAGAAUAUUAACUUCAUUUCCUGUGUAACCCAAUAUUUUAAUAUGAGGAACUUUCUUUGUGUUAAUAUUGCAUCUUUUUGAUCUUAAGUCAUGAAGUCUGAAUAGGGCCCUUCAUUCGUAGAGUUGCAACUUUCUUUGGGAGUCACAGUGUAAAUGUGGACGUUCAUCUAUGAUACUUGAGAAAGCUCGAGGUGACUGCUGGGGGACUUGAUCAUAUUUGCAAUCGGGGAUGUGGCCUAUAGUUGGUCACAUGGUACUCUCCUUUAAAGGUUGUGGAAUUUCAUUGUCAGUUGCUGCCAAUAAAAGAUGCUGGAUCAUUUAAAGCCUUGUGUUUUCUUUUGGGGGGAAAGAAGCACAAUAAUGUGAAAAGUGUGAAAACAUUUGUCAGAUGAAACUUCAAUGAGUAUGUGAAUCCGUCAAAAAUGACAUGGUUAAUAGUUGUUGUAGAGAGGGUGUGUUAGUCCUAGAAAUAAAAGACCUGACACAGAUUCCCAAUAUGACGUGUGUAUUACCUGGAAAUCGUAACUGCCAUAUCAAUUGUGGCAGGGGAGUAGUUCUUUGUAUCUCAGCAGGGGAGAUCUUCAAAAUGGAAAUAAUAAAAAGGUCAACCAAAAUUAAAAGGCCAUUUGCACAUAUUCAUUGGCACAGCAUCCAGUAGAUUAUAAAAUGCACUUUGCAUAAGCAUUUGUUUUUGGUGCGCUUCUUGGUUACUUGGUUGGUAUUUCAGUUGCUGUAGUGCUCGUUCUCAGUUUUCUGUUUGCAAAAUAGUUAAAUAUUGUAUGAAGCAGAGAUUCUUAUAGAAAAAUAAUGGUUCCAUCAAAAUGCUUUGUCACUUUGUGGAAAAUUCCUAUUCUAUGUAUAGUUCUAUGAAAGUAGCAAAUAAACCCUCUUUUGAGUCAUUAGAAGUCACAAGAUGAUAUUAUAGAUUAAUUUGCUUAUUCUUUGACAACUCAUCAUAAUUUGUAGAUCAAAAAAUAAUACAUGAGAUGAAGAAAUGGAGCAAAUUGAAUGGAGCAAAACAGAAUAGAACAGUAAAGAAUUGAAUAUAAUAAAAUAGAAUGAAUAGAAUAGAAUAGAUUAGAUUAGAUUAGAUUAGAUUCAAACAGAAUAUAAUGGAAUAAAACAGAAGAGAAUAGAGUGCAAUGGAACAGAAUAUAAUAAAAUAUGAAACAUAACAGAAUAGGGUACAGUAGAAUAGAAUAGAACAGAAUUAUUUAUAGAACUUCUUGUAGAAUGGCAUUUUUGGUUAUGACACAACAAACUAUUUACAUAAUUACAAAAUGUAGUCAAAUUGUUGUCAAAUGGUUGUUGGGAACAUUGGUGAUAAGUGGGGGCUUGAUGGCAACAUUAGUGACCAGUGAUUGGUUGUUAGGAGCAAUGGUGAUCAAUGGUUGGUUUUAGAAUCAUGAACUAUCCAAAAGAUACAUUAUGCCAAAUUGUCUAAACUCCAUGCUGCAACAACCAUCAUAUACCUUAUACAGUGACCUCCACUAAUAUUGGCACCCUUGGUAAAUAAGAGCAAAGAAGGCUGUAAAAAAUUG